UACAGAGUAUGAAUAUACUAGUAUAUAUAAACAAAUAGAGAAGAAACUCAGUUGACACGGAGGAGGGACGUUGGGACUCGGCUUCAUGGGUAAUACACACAAAGAUGUAUUUCGUGACGUAUUUCGAUCUCUUCAGCCGUAUUCAAGUCUUUAUGGCUUUUCACAGAACAAUGGUGCCACAUCGACGAACUUGAUUGACUUUACUUCCCGAAUAACUUGGUCGGCAACCAACAUGAAACUCCCCGAACCCGCGACCAGCGUGGCCUCUACUCGAUACAGAUGUUGGCCUAAUAUAUCGAAAACCCCGAUGCUUGGUUCUUCAACUCCGUUUCACACGCCUCCACCGUCUGUCCAUUCGGGGAAAGCGCCCAAGUCUGUCUAUGAACCUCUGCACAUAAAAACAGGACCAGAGAAACUGCUCAGUUACUUAACCCCGCCUACAACUGAUCCGCACCGAUGUGUAAUUGAAAAGGGACUUUUGCCGGAGAUGUACCAAGGCGUGCCCCUAUUUAGGACUGCACCUGACACCAGAGACAUGCUGGACAAUUUCAGAGGUUUUGGUUUUUCAAAGAGCUCCAUAAAGUUGAGUCCAAGUGCAACAGAAACUGGCAAAGUUUCGGGGCCAGGACAAUCGCCUGUGCUAGAGCAGUGUUAUUUGAAAGAACAGAGGCGGUAUCAGUGUCCUAGGUGCGAAGUGACAUGUGCUAAUAAGGGGCAGUUUAAAGGCCAUCUCCGGGUACAUACAGGAGAACGACCAUUCAAAUGCGACCACUUUGGUUGCUCCAGGGCGUUUGCAAGGAACGAAGAAUUAACAAGACACAGGCGCAUCCACACGGGUCACAGGCCGCAUGUCUGUCCACUGUGUGGAAAAGAUUUUGGAAGAAAAGAUCAUCUGAAUAAGCAUGUCAAAACACACCUGAAUGCCCAGGAGAAGAAGACGUGUGUUUGUCCAGUGCUUGGUUGCAUGCAGCGGUACUCUCGCUCUGAUGCGCUAGCCCGACACCAGUGGAACGUUCAUGGGAUAAAGACGCGGUCAAGAGCCGCGAGUCGAGUGCAGUAAACGUACGUGUGGCAGCAUAUUCUGACCAGAAAAAAAACU
Molecule: messenger RNA, 1099 nt
Organism: Lingula anatina
Lineage: Eukaryota; Metazoa; Brachiopoda; Lingulata; Lingulida; Lingulidae
Biological process (GO): regulation of transcription by RNA polymerase II
Molecular function (GO): RNA polymerase II cis-regulatory region sequence-specific DNA binding; DNA-binding transcription factor activity, RNA polymerase II-specific
Source: RefSeq, a predicted model, not a curated record